Habropoda laboriosa is the source of this 4208-nucleotide messenger RNA. RefSeq names its product xanthine dehydrogenase (gene ry). The transcript has 25 exons. Gene Ontology annotation, molecular function: 2 iron, 2 sulfur cluster binding; molybdopterin cofactor binding; FAD binding. The coding region runs from base 99 to 4181 and encodes 1360 amino acids. The record is from RefSeq and is a predicted model, not a curated record. Lineage: Eukaryota; Metazoa; Arthropoda; Insecta; Hymenoptera; Apidae.
GUUCACUGUUAUUCGUAUUACAUACAUAUGAAGUACAUGGUUUUACGGGAGUGCUUCUUAAGUUUGAAUUGAAAAGAUUUUAUUAAAUUUCAAUAGAAAUGGUUCAAGAAGAAGAAGCCACUGUUCAGUCUAAACAUGUAAUGUUGGAUUACAUAGAACGUAGCAGAAUAUCACAUAAAUUAGUUUUUUACAUUAAUGGAAAGGAGGUGGUGGACGAUAAAGUCGAUCCAGAAUGGACUUUACUUUGGUAUUUGAGAAAUAAGUUGCAUUUGUCUGGCACGAAACUGGGCUGCGCAGAAGGCGGUUGUGGAGCAUGCACUGUAAUGAUAUCGAAGGUGGACCGUGCAACCGGAGUUAUUACACACUUGGCAGUGAACGCAUGUUUAACACCAGUGUGUGCUAUGCAUGGUCUAGCGGUUACCACAGUUGAAGGUAUCGGAAGCGUUAAAACGAAACUUCAUCCGGUACAAGAGCGCAUAGCUAAAGCACACGGGUCACAAUGCGGUUUCUGCACACCUGGAAUUGUGAUGUCAAUGUACGCGUUACUACGAACGACUCCAAAGCCAAGCAUGAAGGACCUUGAAAUCGCAUUUCAAGGCAACUUAUGCAGAUGUACUGGAUACCGUCCUAUCAUAGAAGCUUAUAAAACUUUCACGGAAGAAUGGGAAACGUUGCAAUUAAUGUCGAAAGAUAAAGAGAGAUCUUUGCAAAGCGGAAAAUGUCCAAUGGGAGAAAAUUGUUGCAAGAAAAUACCGAUAGCAGAACCCACAGAAGUUUUUGAUUCAAAAGAAUUUCAACCAUACGAUCCUUCUCAGGAAGUUAUAUUUCCACCUAAAUUACAUCUGUCUUCAUACUUAGAUGAAGAAUAUUUGAUAAUAAAAGGGGAAAAUGUUACUUGGCAUAGACCAAAAACGCUUACAGAAUUGCUACAUCUAAAAAACCAAUAUCCAAACGCAAAAAUUGUCGUGGGUAAUACCGAGAUAGGAGUUGAAGUUAAGUUCAAGCAUCUAUCUUAUCCAGUUCUUAUACAACCUACUUUAAUUAAAGAAAUGCGUAGUGUUGAUGAAUAUCCUGAAAUGAUGAAUGUGGGUGCUAGUGUUACACUUGUAGAAUUGGAAAAGUCCCUGAGAAAUCAAAUUGAUAAGAAACCCGAAUAUCAAACAAGAAUUUUCAAUGAAAUAAUUAAUAUGCUUCAUUGGUUUGCUGGAAAACAAAUCAGAAAUGUUGCCGCUGUUGGUGGAAAUGUAAUGACAGGAAGUCCAAUAUCAGAUUUAAAUCCAAUUUUUAUGGCUGCUGGAGUAAAAUUAGAAGUUUGUAGCUCUAAAAAUGGAAACAGGCUUAUUCCAAUGGAUCAUACUUUCUUUAAGAGUUAUCGACAAAACGUUGUUUCACCGGAGGAGAUCUUGCUUUCAAUUCAGAUACCCUUUACUGAAAAAAAUCAAUAUUUUGUUGCAUAUAAACAAGCAAGAAGGCGAGACGAUGAUAUUGCUAUCGUUAACAUGGCAUUAAAUGUAUUUUUUAAGCCUGAAACUAACGUCGUAGAUAAAGCAUAUUUGGCUUUUGGUGGUAUGGCUCCAACCACUGUUUUAGCGAGAAAAACUUGUGAAACCAUGAUUGGAAGAAAAUGGGAUACAGAUCUUCUGGAAACUGUUUAUGACUCAUUAUUGAAUGACUUACCUUUACCGGAUAGCGUUCCAGGUGGAAUGGUCAAAUAUCGCAAAUCGUUAACUUUAAGCUUAUUUUUUAAAGGAUUUUUACAUAUAGCUAAGAAACUUCAAGUAUUGUCGGAUUCUCUGUCUUUGCGGAAAGAAAUAGAAAGUGCAGCUGAUGGAUUUCAUUCCAAAGAACCAAAUAGUUCACAAUAUUAUCAAAUGAUUCCAAAGGAUCAAGAAGCAAAUGAUUUAAUUGGAAGGCCUGUUGUUCAUGCCAGUGCAUUUAAACAGGCAACGGGAGAAGCAAUUUAUUGUGACGAUAUGCCGAAGUAUACCGAGGAGCUUUAUUUAGCUUUGGUUUUGUCUACUAGAGCCCACGCAAAAAUUUUGAAAAUUGAUGCAACCAAAGCAGUAUCAUUAGAAGGUGUAGUGGCCUUUUUUAGCGCGAAAGAUAUACCUGAAAAGCAACGAUGGCAUGGUCCUGUAUUUCAUGAUGAAGAAGUUUUUGUAUCAGAUAAGGUAACCAGUCAUGGUCAAUUAAUUGGGGCAAUUGUAGCAGUUAAUGAGAAUAUCGCACAGAGGGCAGCCAGAAUGGUUGAAAUAGAGUACGAGAACUUAGAACCAGUGAUUAUUUCUAUAGAGGAUGCUAUCGAACAUCGUUCCUUCUUCAACGAAACUCCAAAAUGUAUUAGAAACGGAGAUGUAGGGAAGGCCUUUUCCGAAUCACCACAUAUUCUUGAAGGAGAAAUUCGUACAGGAGGACAGGAGCAUUUUUAUCUGGAGACAAACGUGACUUUAGCAGUUCCGAAGGAAGAAGACGAAAUGGAAAUAUUCUGUUCCACGCAGCACCCUUCAGAGAUUCAAACACAUAUUGCACAUGUUUUAAACAUUCAUGCUAAUAAAAUUGUAGUAAAAGUGAAAAGAUUGGGUGGUGGUUUUGGAGGAAAGGAGUCUCGUGCUACAGUACUUGCUCUACCUGUUGCUUUCGCUGCGCAUAGAUUAAGAAAACCAGUACGAUGCAUGUUAAAUAGAGACGAAGAUAUUAUGAUCUCUGGAACAAGACAUCCUUUUCUGUUCAAGUAUAAAGUUGGAUUUGAUAACAAUGGUGCAAUUAAAGCGGCUCAAGUUUACAUUUACAAUAAUGCUGGUUAUUCUUGCGAUCUUUCUUUUGCGGUUGCGGAACGUGCUAUGUUUCAUUUUGAAAAUUCUUAUAAAAUACCAGCAUGUGAAGUGUACAGUUUUGUAUGCAAAACUAAUCUACCGUCGAAUACAGCGUUCCGUGGUUUUGGAGGCCCACAGGGAAUGUUUGCCGCUGAAACGAUGAUAAGACAUAUUGCAGAGUAUUUAAAUAUCGAUGCUAUUAAGGUUUCAGAGUUAAAUUUAUACAAAGAAGGAGAUACAACUCAUUAUAAUCAAAAGCUUCUUAAUUGUACUGUACGGCGUUGUUGGGAAGAAUGUGUUUUAUCCUCGAACUACAAUGAUCGGCUUGUACAAAUUCAAAAAUAUAACAGAGCAAAUAGAUACAAGAAAAGGGGGUUGGCAAUAGUCCCAACAAAAUUCGGUAUCUCAUUCACUACCCUCUUUUUGAAUCAGACAGGGGCACUUAUACAUGUUUAUACGGAUGGGUCUGUAUUAAUUAGUCAUGGCGGUGUUGAAAUGGGGCAAGGUUUACACACAAAAAUGAUACAAGUUGCUAGUAGGUCAUUAAAAGUAAAACCAGAAAAGAUACAUAUAAUGGAAACUGCUACAGACAAAGUACCAAAUACAACUGCCACAGCAGCAAGUGCUGCUUCAGAUCUGAACGGUAUGGCUGUUAUGAAUGCUUGUGAAAAAAUUAUGAAACAAUUAAAACCAGUGAUUGAUAAAGAGCCAAACGGAACGUGGGAAGAGUGGAUAGCAAAAGCUCAUAUGGAAAGAAUCAGUCUUUCUGCCACUGGCUUUUACAAAACUCCUGGUAUAGGAUACUCGUUCGAAACUAAUUCGGGAAAUCCAUUUAAUUACUUCACAUAUGGCGUUGCAUGUUCAGAAGUAGAGAUUGAUUGUCUCACUGGUGAUCACCAAGUAUUACAAACUGAUAUUGUAAUGGAUUUGGGCCAAAGUCUAAAUCCUGCAAUUGAUAUUGGUCAAGUAGAAGGAGCGUUUGUUCAAGGAUAUGGUCUGUUUACAUUGGAAGAGAUGGUAUAUUUAAGAAAUGGAGCUGUUUGCACUAAAGGCCCAGGUGCAUACAAGUUGCCUGGCUUUACUGAUAUUCCUGAAGUAUUUAAUGUGUCCUUAUUAAACAGUGCAUCGAACCCUAGAGCCGUUUAUUCGUCCAAGGCUGUUGGAGAACCGCCACUGUUUCUCGCAUCAUCUAUUUUCUUUGCAAUAAGAGAAGCUAUUCAAUCUGCUCGUGAAGAAUUUGGUGUUAAAGGCUACUUUCGGUUAGAUGCACCUGCAACUGCAGCUCGUAUUCGACUGGCAUGUGUCGAUGAGCUCACAUCCAAGAUUAAGGAGCCAGAUUUACAGUGUGAAUGGAACAUUAUUCCAUAAAAAUAUAUUGAUAAACUAGACGAAUAA